AUGAUAGCAAAGCUGGAGAAGGCUUUAAAGCAGCAGCUCAUGGAUUCACCAAACCAAGCGGCUUGCUCUGCAGAGAAGGAGCUUGCCAGAAUGCGAACACAGUUUGUGCAGAGGGUGACAGCAGAAAAUCUCACACAGCUACUUGAAGCUCUUGUAACAGACAAUGUCUUGAAUGAGUUGGAGAAAGAAAGGAUACAGGAAAUGAACCAAAGUAGAGCAGACAAGGCACGCGACUUCAUUGACACUGUGAAGAAAAAGGGAGAAAAAGCCUGCAGGAUAAUGAUCAGUCACCUUCGAACCAUUGAUCCUACAGUUUCCUGUCAGCUAGGUUUGUCCUCUGGGCCAUCUGUUCGGUUAGCAGCACUUGAAAAGUGUCAGCUCAAAUUCAAAUCUACUCUGAAGAAGAAGUUCCAGUGUGUGUUUGAGGGAAUUCCUAAAGCAGGAAAUCCAACCCUUCUGAAUCAGAUCUACACAGAGCUCUACAUCACAGAGGGAGAGACUACAGAGGUCAAUCAUGAACAUGAGGUCAGGCAGAUUGAAACAGCAUCCAGGAAAUGGCACAGAUCAAAAAUAACAAUCAGACAAGAAGACAUCUUUAAAGGCCCACCUGGAAGAGAUGAACCGAUCAGGACGGUGUUGACAAUGGGAGUGGCUGGAAUUGGGAAAACAGUGUUAACACAGACGUUUACUCUGGAUUGGGCUGAAGGCAAAACCAAUCAGGACAUCCAGUUCAUAUUCCCAUUCACUUUCAGGCAUUUGAAUGUGCUACAAGAGAAAAGGUUCAGCUUGGUGGAACUUAUACAUCUCUUCUUUACUGAAACCAAAGAAGCAGGAAUCUGCAGGUUUGAAGACUUCCAGGUUCUGUUCAUCUUUGAUGGUCUGGAUGAGUGUCGAACUCCUCUGGAUUUCCACAAAACUAAAAUCCUAACUGACCCUCAAAAGUCCACCUCCGUGGAUGCGAUACUGAUAAACCUCAUUAGAGGGCAUCUGCUUCCCACUUCUCGCCUCUGGAUAACCACACGACCUGCAGCAGCCAAUCAGAUGCCUGCUGGGUGUGUUGACAUGGUGACAGAGGUCAGAGGAUUUACUGACCCACAUAAGGAUGAGUACUUCAGAAAGCGAUACAAGGAUAAGAAAAAAGCCAAUAGGGUAAUCUUCCACAUCAAGACAUCACGAAGCCUCCACAUCAUGUGCCACAUCCCAGUCUUCUGCUGGAUCACUGCUACAGUUCUGGAGAAUAUGCUAGAAACCAGAAAGAGGCGAGAGUUGCCCAAGACUCUGACUGAGAUGUACAUCCACUUCCUGGUGAUUCAGGUCAAAGUGAAGAAUGUCAAGUAUGAUGGAGGAGCUGAGACAGAUCAACACUGGAGUCCAGAGAGCAGGAAGAUGAUUGAGUCUCUGGGAAAACUGGCUUUUGAGCAGCUGCAGAAAGGAAACCUGAUCUUCUAUGAAUCAGACCUGACAGAGUGUGGCAUCGAUAUCAGAGCAGCCUCAGUGUACUCAGGAGUGUUCACACAGAUCUUUAAAGAGGAGAGAGGACUGUACCAGAAUAGGGUGUUCUGCUUCAUCCAUCUGAGUGUUCAGGAGUUUCUGGCUGCUCUUCAUGUUCACCUGACUUUCAUCAACUCUGGAGUCAGUCUGCUGGAAGAACCACAAACUGGGGAACACUUCUACAAGAGUGCUGUGGACAAGUCCUUACAGAGUCCAAAUGGACAUCUGGACUUGUUCCUUCGCUUCCUCCUGGGUAUUUCACUACAUUCCAAUCAGACUCUCCUACAAGGCCUGCUGACACAAAGAAAACGUAGCUCACGAACCAAUCAGGAAGUAGUGCAGUACAUCAAGCAGAAGAUUGGGGAGAAUCCUGGUCAGGAGAGAAUCUUUAAUCUCUUUCACUGUUUGAAUGAACUGAAUGAUCGUUCUCUUAUGAAGGAAAUUCAACAGUCCCUGAGAUCAGGAAGUCUCUCCACAGAUAAAUUUUCCUCUGCCCAGUGGUCAGCUCUGGUCUUCAUUUUAUUGUCAUCAGAAAAACAUCUGGAUAAGUUUGACUUAAAGAAAUACUCUGCUUCAGGAGAAGGCCUUUUAAGUCUGUUGCCUGUGGUCAAAGCCUCCAAUUAUGCUCUACUAUGUGCCUGUAAUGUCUCAGAGAGAAGCUGUAGAGCUCUGUCUUCAGUUCUCAGCUCCCAAUCCUCUAGAUUGAGAGAACUGGACCUGAGUAACAACAACCUGAAGGAUUCAGGUGUGAAGAUCCUGUCUUCUGGAUUAAAGAGUCUGCACUGCAAACUCAACACUCUUCGACUGUCAGGCUGUCUGAUCAGAGAGGAAGGCUGUAUUUCUCUAGCCUUAGCGAUUAGCGCCAAUCCUUCUCAUCUGAGAGAGCUGGACCUGAGGUACAACCAUCCAGGAGAGGGAGGAGUGAAACAGCUGAAGCAGCUGAGAUGGGAAACUCUCAGCACUAAAGGACUCCGCAAGGGCUGUCUCUCCCUAGCAGCACCUGGCCCUCUCCUCCUCUUCAGUUUGCCUCGAAAUAAGCUCAUCAUAUUCUGUGAUAUGAUUUACUCUGAGGUGUUUGACGAGGCUGGAGUCCGAUGGUUGAAACCAGGUCUGAGGAAGUAUUCCUGUCAACUCACAAUCGACACAAACACAGUAAACAGAGAACUUAAACUCUCUGACAACAACAGGAAGGUGAAACGUGUGGAGGAGAAUCAGUCAUAUCCUGAUCAUCCAGACAGAUUUGAUGACUGUCCUCAGCUGCUCUGCACAGAUCCUCUGACUGGUCGCUGUUACUGGGAGGUCGAGUGGAGAGGAGACAUUGAAAUAUCAGUGAGUUACAGAGGAAUCAGAAGGAAAGGACAUAUAACAGACUGUGGGUUUGGAUCAAAUGAUCAAUCUUGGAGUCUGAGGUGCUCUGACAAUGGUUACUCUGUGUGGCACAGUAAGCGGCACAUGCGCAUCUCCUCUUCUUCCUCCUUCUCCUCUGUUUCUAACAGAGUAGCAGUGUAUGUGGACUGUCCUGCUGGCACUCUGUCCUUCUACAGAGUCUCUGACAUUUUGAUCCACCUCCACACCUUCAACACCACAUUUACUGAACCGCUUUAUCCUGGAUUUAGGUUAAGGUCCAACCCUGAUUCCUCUGUUUCUCUCCCCCUGUUAGGCAAAAUUUAG
Pelmatolapia mariae (spotted tilapia) is the source of this 3162-nucleotide messenger RNA. Its product is annotated as protein NLRC3-like. NCBI's taxonomy places the organism in Eukaryota, Metazoa, Chordata, Actinopteri, Cichliformes, Cichlidae. The record is from RefSeq and is a predicted model, not a curated record. The coding region runs from base 1 to 3162 and encodes 1053 amino acids. Gene Ontology annotation, molecular function: protein binding. The transcript has 9 exons. Gene Ontology annotation, biological process: regulation of apoptotic process; intracellular signal transduction.